AUGCCGACCCUCGAAGUUCUUCCCGAUCCGUGCUUCUCACUGCUCUUGUCUCUGCCGAGAGAACUCCGCGAUCGCGUCUACACGUAUGCCCUGGUUUCCAACACGCCGUUCCUGUGGCCCGGUGCCGUGUCCCAAUCGGCGUACAGCAAACAUCGCCAUGUCAGCGUGAACCUCCUCCGGACCAACAGGCAGGUUCACGACGAAGCCGUGAUUGUUUUGUACGCACAGAACAAGUUUCUAUUCACACAUCCCAGCGACUGCAACAUCUUCCGCGUCGUCACGUCUCCCGCCUCGGCAAACAUAACGAGCGUGUACAUCCGCGUAAAGGACAAGGACCUGCCAUUAUGGACGGCAUAUAUGGGAAGCAAGAAGGCAGAGAGGAGCCUAAGAGCUGAUUUGCCUAAGUUGAAGAGUCUCUGGGUAUUCCUCAAAUUGGGGAUGUGUCCACACUUCAUGUCAGGCGUACUGGCUGGGAUACAACGCCCAAUUCUCGGACCCCAACCAGCGGGACACCUACCGGCGGUUCAGAAUGCUGUGGGACAUCAGAUACACACCCUACAGCAACAUGUCCAGAAUGCCAUAAACCAGGUCAUGACUACCGCCGGCGUGCAAAUCGUCGGCGGCACAGGCGGCCAUGCGCAUACUCCUGCCAACGCGAACCAGGUCCCGCCUCCGCCCCCGCCAGCUCCCGCUAUGCCGUUCCCGCAAUUCAUGCAAGGAGCGUUAGGCAUGGGCGGUCAUGGACAGCAGCACCAACAAGCGAUGCCAGCACCGCACGCCCACGGCCAGCACAACCACCCGCCGAACCCCAGUCCGCUAGCACAACAUCUCCAAGCCCAACAGGACAAUCCCACCGUCCAGGUCAUACACCCACCUGCUCAGCAAACACCACCACCCACAACCCCCACAAACAGCACAGACCCCAACAAGCUCUACUCCGGUAUGAUCCGCUCCAACCGCUUCAAAGUCGUCACAUCACUCUGCCUCCAGCUCCACGACGUCCUCCACACCAAACCCCCUCCGUCUGCGCUAUCCCCCGUAUCCUCCACUUCCAUCACCCCUACUGAAUCGUUCGGCACACGACUACGCCAAAUCUCACAACAUCGACAAGUCUUCCCCGAACGAGGCCCUGAUCCAAAUACUAGUGUUAAUACCACGUCCGUCCAACCGUCCCGCUCCUCCAGCAACCCCAAGUCUUCCCUCCAAACCACGAAAAUCGAGACCCUUCCACCGCCGCCCAACACGGAGAUCAAGAUUGUGACUAUAGUACGACCGGGCAAGAGAUUUGUGAAGAGGCUACUUGAGACUUUUCCUGAUGAGCUGGAGGUUGAUCCCGUGACGAAGGAUGCGCGGACGAGGUUUAGGAAGAUGCAUGGGGUGGAUGUUAGUUGGGAGUUUAAUGGGUUGAGCGAUGUUGAGGCGAGCAGUGCGGGAGGGGUUGUGGUUCCUUGGGAUGGGGGGUGGUGA
Messenger RNA from Alternaria conjuncta, 1467 nucleotides. RefSeq lists its product as uncharacterized. The record is from RefSeq and is a predicted model, not a curated record. The transcript has a single exon. The coding region runs from base 1 to 1467 and encodes 488 amino acids. Lineage: Eukaryota; Fungi; Ascomycota; Dothideomycetes; Pleosporales; Pleosporaceae.